AUGGAAGUCACACUAGAAUUUGUUAAGGAACUGGCUUAUAAAGCCGGAAAAGAGAUAGUGAACCGACGAAAGAAUGCGCUCGUUUUUUCGCAGAAAACAUCGGUGUCUGAUCUGGUGACUAGCUGCGAUGUUGCAGUGGAAAAGUUCAUCAUGCAGGAGGUGCGCAAGAGUUUCCCCGACUCGAAGUUUUUCGGCGAGGAGUGUGAGCACGUGGAACUGACCGAUGAGUUGACCUGGGUGGUCGACCCGAUUGACGGCACGACCAACUUCAUUGCAGACAUUUGUUUGUAUAGCGUGAGCAUAGCGGUGCUCGUCAAGAAAGAAAUUUUGUACGGCGUGGUGUACGUCCCGACAAUCAACGAAAUGUUCUACGCAGAAAAAGGCAAAGGCGCGUUUUGCAACGGCAAGCGGAUCCGCUGCAACGAGUCCAAGUGUUUAACGCAGUGUCUUUCGUGCACCGGGUUUUGCGCAGGGCACAUCAAGCCCAACCCCCGCGACGACGAGAAGCGGGCCGCGCUGCGCAGCGCGUUGUCGGACGUGGUUUGGGCCAACAGCAAAGCGUUGGCGUACCACACGCGCGGCUUACGGCGUUUCGGCUGUUGCAGCGUGGAGCUGUGCUACGUCGCCUGCGGGAAGCUCGAUAUUUUUUGCGAGCUUGGUCCGCACGAAUGGGACGUCGCAGCGGGCAUACUGGUUCUUGAAGAGGCAGGCGGCUUCGUGACAGACAUAGCGGGCGGGCAGCGCGAACUGGACAGCCGCAGCUUUCUUGGCUGCUGCAGCGCAGAAAUUAGUCGCGCGAUAGGCAGCAAGCUAAGCGACUUUCCAGAGAUUAAGCACUUUUAG
Dermatophagoides pteronyssinus (European house dust mite) is the source of this 843-nucleotide messenger RNA. RefSeq names its product inositol monophosphatase 3-like. The record is from RefSeq and is a predicted model, not a curated record. NCBI's taxonomy places the organism in Eukaryota, Metazoa, Arthropoda, Arachnida, Sarcoptiformes, Pyroglyphidae.